Messenger RNA from Anopheles funestus (African malaria mosquito), 2370 nucleotides. RefSeq lists its product as uncharacterized. Bases 1 to 1935 code for a protein of 644 amino acids. The record is from RefSeq and is a predicted model, not a curated record. The transcript has a single exon. Lineage: Eukaryota; Metazoa; Arthropoda; Insecta; Diptera; Culicidae.
AUGGCACUGCUACUGGUAACGACACUGCUGACAACGAUGUUAGUACUGUGCGCGACCGAAGUUCCACUAGAGGGUAACUGUUCCAACAAGAACCAACUGAUGAUGCUGCUGCCGGAAGUGAUAUCCAGCAUACUGAUGCGCUACUUUCGGCACCCCUAUCAACCGGUACAGUACUAUCUGGCAGCCAACAAUGCCGUCCAUCAACGGGAACAGUGGGAUGUGGUUGGUUUGGUACUGCAGCUCACCAGUGGCCACUGUACGGCGAUGUUCGGGAAUCUUGGUGAUCACCUAGAUGGAUCGGGCCCAAUAGUGCAGCGGUCACACGCAAUCCUUUUCGGGGAGGAUGUGGAUGCAUUCGAGCGACUGCUUGGAAACUUCAGUACCACCGUUAAUGAUUACUCCGGGCGCUAUCUGCUUGUUCUGACCUCGCCAACCGCACAGCAGAAUAUCGAGUGGAGUCGGCUUUUUAAACUCCUCUGGCUGCGACACAUAGUGCACGUGAAUGUACUGCUGCCGACAGCAGACGGUACAGUGCGGGUAUAUACCUACGAACCGUACUCACCGAACCGUUGUGCCGAUCCGGUAGUGAAGCUGGUGAUGGUAAUCUUCGCCGAUGGUAUCGUCCGUAAGCAGCACCACAACCUAUACCCUCGGCGAAGACUAACUAGUCUGCAUAACUGCACCCUGCAGGUUGGUUCGUUCGAAGCGAAACCGUACACCUUUCUCGAGCGUAAAGUCGACGGAUAUAUGGAGCUUGGUGGAUUCGAGGGCGAUCUGUUACGUCUGCUCGCUCACCGGUUGCAGUUUCGGGUAAAUGUGACCGAGUCACCGCAUCAGGUCCAGUGGGGAUUGAUGGGAUCGCCCGGUAAUAGUACCGGCACGAUGCAGCUGGUACAGGACGAGCUGGUCGAUCUGGUGAUUGCCUGCAUGGCGUUGGAUGUAACACGUUCAUACUAUCUGAAACCGGGCUUUGCCCACUAUACGUCCCGCAUCCUGUUUGCCGUACCGCAGGGUCGCUCGUACAGUGCGUUCGAAAAGCUGUUCCGCCCGUUUCGGAUUGACAUCUGGGCGGCACUUGGUGGGAUGUUAGGUGCGGUCGCAACCGUCGUCGGUGUGCUCAGCUGUGGUCGGCGUGUCCGUACGUGGCGGAGGUUCGUGUACGGCCCAUCCGUACGCAUGCCACUGCUCGGUGCACUUUACUUGCUAUGCGGUGGGGCGGUCGUUGUGGUACCGAGACGUAACUUUGCGCGUUCGUUGCUUGCGCUUUGGCUCUGGUUCACGUUCGUGUUGCGCACGGUGUACCAGGGCUCGCUUUACCUGUAUCUGCAGCGUAGCGCUACCUAUCCACCGCUCGCUACGCUCGACGAGAUACAUCGGUCUACGCUUCAUUAUCACAUGGUAAACAUUGCGAUGCGAUUCUUCGUCGAUCGGCCGGACAUUAAGCCACGGACACGCUUCAUACCGGCCGGGCUGGAUACGUUGGGUGCGCAGGUAGCCGGUAUGGCUAGCCGCUACCAUGACCGGGUCGUCGUCUGCCCACAGGACAUGGUCGCGUACAACAACAAGCUAAACAGGUUGCACGGGAACGCCGAACUCAUACAGGUGACGCGCGAAUCAAUUACACUCUUUCCAGUCACGAUCUACUAUCCGAAAAAAUCGUUCCUCACGCAGUUGUUCGACCGAGAAGUAAUGCACAUUAUCGAGAGCGGUCUGAUGGAAUACUGGGUGCGUAACUAUGGUGAUUAUGAUUUUGAAGCGAAUCGCCGUGCGCCUCAAAAUACUGGUGAACCGCACAAACUUACCCUGCAACAUCUCGAAGGUGCUUACCAACUGUGGCUCGCUAGUCAUCUACUGGCGAUGAUGGUUUUUCUACUCGAGCGAGCAUCCUUGCAUUCACCAAUGUUACGACGCGUGUUGGAAUUUUGUAUGGAUUAGAAAUCUUUGUAAGGGAAUAUACUAGAAGCGGCAACCAAAGAGGAACGGGUACCAGGACGUAGAUGGACAUCAGAGGCAAUAAAUACGUACAAUUAGAUGAUCAGAGUAACGAAUGGACUUACUUUUAACAUUUUUUCAUUCGUCAUGUACAGUCAUUGUCCACGGUUUGCAGGGUUGCUCCCCCGAAAGGUCCUGUCGAGAUAUACAAACCUCAACAAUUUCUUUAAAAUAUGAUUUUUUACUGAUUUUGCUUCGUCAAUUCGUUAAUCGAAUGUCGAUUGUACUCUGUACUAGUAAAAUUGUCACCUCAGGUAUAUUAUUUACUUCUGCCAACAUCCAUCCAUUUAAUGUUAGCACUUUUGUGUAUGUUAUUUAAAUAGCAUGAGUUUUGAGUUUUCUUUCUUUUUUUUGCGUAGCAAAUCUUACCUAUAUAAA